Molecule: messenger RNA, 3010 nt
Organism: Bemisia tabaci
Lineage: Eukaryota; Metazoa; Arthropoda; Insecta; Hemiptera; Aleyrodidae
Molecular function (GO): protein binding
Source: RefSeq, a predicted model, not a curated record
AAUAUGUUUACCAAUUUCUAAACGCAAAUGAACGUGAGUUAUCAUUCUCCUUCUUAGUUGCUAAAAUUUAGUUUUUUAAUAUUAUUUUCAAUGGCUGAUAACGACUACGAACAUAAAAGAGCUCAUAGACAUCAUCACCAUCAUCAUCGACACCAUCAUCGCCAUAAACGACACAAAGUCAGAUCGCACGCAGAUGAGCCGGAAGAAGAGCUUUACAGACACAAAAAGUUGUGUAUAGAUGAAGUCGUUGAAGAGUCUUAUAGGCACAAAAGGUCGUAUGCAGUUGAGCCUGAAGAAGAACCACGCAGGAAUAAAAAGUCUUAUGCAGAUGAGCUCGAAGAAGAACCUCGCAGGCAUAAAAAGUACUACGGAGAUGAACCUGAAGAAGAACCUCGCAGGCAUAAAAAGUCCUAUGCAGAUGAGUCAGAAGAAGAACCUCGUAGGCAUAAAAAGUUGUAUGCAGAUGAGCCUGAAGAAGAACCUCGUAGGCAUAAAAAGUAUCGUGCUGAAGAGCCCGAUGAAGACCCAUUGAAACAUAGAAAGCACCGCUAUGAAGAGUUAGAUGUAAAACGAGAGAUACCUAAACAAUAUUUACCAGUAAAGUCUGACGAUGAAUCAGAUGGGCAUAAAAGGAAUCUAUCAGAUGAGUCCGAUGACGAAUCCAGUGGGCAUAAAAAUCCUCGCUCUAGGUCAAAGGAGAAAGAAAAGGAUAAAAUUAAGGAAGAAAAGCACAAGAAAGAGGACAAAAGCAAGAUCAGAGAAGCUGCAAAUGACGAUGGAGUGAAAGUUGAAGAAAAGGAAAAAGAGAGAAAAAAGGAAAAGCACAAAGAAAAGAAAAAGAAAAAAGAAAAGAAGGAGCGGAGUCGGUGGCAGGAUUCAGAUGAGAAUCAAAGAAAUCCUGCGCAGAUCAAACAGGAGCCUGGAGUUCCUGAGCCUCCAGGAAAUUCUAACUUGAGCAAAUUUGAAGAAAAGUCUGGCAAGCUUGCAGAGGACACUAACACGUACAAUGGUGUUGUUAUCAAGUACUCCGAGCCGCCAGAAGCGCGGAAACCAAAAAGAAGGUGGCGUCUAUACCCGUUCAAAGGUGACCAGAGCCUUCCGAUUCUUCACAUUCACCGUCAGUCUGCAUUCCUUCUUGGCCGUGAGCGUCGUGUCUGUGAUAUUCCAAUUGAUCAUCCCUCGUGUUCCAAGCAACAUGCUGCACUUCAGUAUCGCUUAGUACCAUUCACUCGCGUGGAUGGAAGACGUGCACAGCGGAUUCGUUUGUACAUUAUUGAUUUAGAAUCGGCUAAUGGAACUUAUGUGAACAAUCAGAGGAUAGAGCCGAAGAAGUAUGUUGAACUGCUUGAAAAGGAUGUUAUCAAGUUUGGUUUCAGCAGUCGAGAGUAUGUACUGCUUCAUGAACAUAGUCAAGAUUCUGAGGAUGAUGAUGACGCGAGAUAAGUAAGGUUUAUUUUUAACUAAAACAUAAGACUGAUGGAAAACGCUGGCUCCAGGUAUGCAUCCCCCUCAGAAAAGUGUGAUCUAUUCUUGAGGCCCCUCUUGAGCCAGAUGAAAAAAAAAAAUUAUUUUUACAGAUCAUCGAUGAACCAGUUAUUUUAUGGUUUGUGUAAGUGCUACGUUUACUAACUUGAGUGAAAAAGUAUCAUCCAAUAUGUUGACAAUCUUUGCAUCCUGGUCACUAAUCCUUUUUAGAAGGACUGUACAAUUCUUGCAGAGUGUUGAACACAGAGGAGAGUAUAGAACCCUUUUUUAUUUUUUUAUUCUAUUUGUAAAAGAGGCGCUCACAUCAAUCAGAAAAAACAACUCAAAUGUUCAUACCGUAAACCUAGUAAAAAUGGAACGAAGUUAUAUUGGACAAAAACAAUUUUUGCUCAGCAGCAGGAUGAAAUCACUUUUAUGUUAGUCUGAUUGAUAUUUAAUCUUUACAAUAUCAGACUUAUGAGUUUCUGUCUCAUGACACAACUCAGGUGUAAGUCAUUUUGAUUUAUAGAGAAAGGGAUUGAUAGGGUUUAUAGAGCAAGAAAAAACAUGGAAUUCAGAAAAAUCAAUCCUGUAACAAAGACUCAUAGCGCUUGUUUUUUUUUAGUAUUAUACUUAUCGCAAAGAGUAACAUUUUAGUCCUUGUUCAAAUGCAAGUGACUUUCAAUGUAUGAUGAAAAUCACUGCUACGCAACAAGACAAAAUCAACAAACUAAAAACGGGAAAGCAAGUAAAGUAACUUCAGUAGGAACGUUGGUGCAAAUCUUGUUUCUUUUCUACAUCAGAUUAACAUCAAUUGCAAAAAAUAAUCCUUCCAACCUUCACAAUUUUUUUCUUGAAAUUUCGAAGUCUAAUUUUCCAUAAUUUGCCCUGCCUGUCGUUGCAACAAAAAUUCACUAUCAAACCUCAAAUAUUUUAUUUUCUUUAUUUACAUUUAAAAUAUUUCUUUAUUUAGUCUUGCGUUUUUCUUCUUUUCCUAAAUAGCGACUAAAAUUUGUCUGAGAUCUCCUAUAAAUUCUGAAGGAAUUUUCAAAGAAUAAUGAGAUGCGCAUCCCCUUAUCCUCACUUGUUAAAUUUUCAUUUUAAUAUUAAAUGAAACCCUCUUCGUAGAGCUGAAUGAAAUCUUAACUUGGGAAGAGUUCCCUUCCGCAUUUCCUCCUCUUAUGCAUCAUUCAAAGUUAAAACCUUUUCUCAACCCAGGGUCAGAGAAAUUAUCUCCAUCAAGUUUUUCAAAAUUACCAAAAAUUGUUAAAUGAAAAAUACAACCCGUAUAUUUCAUGUAACAGUUCAAAGCAUUUAUUAUACAAUUUUCCUUUUUCGAGGAUUAAAAUAUUUAUACCUACUUGCUCAUUUUUGUAAACCAAAGAGGGCAAGGAAUAUUAAUUUAUAGUAUUUUUCAAUCAUUAGCAAAUCAAUGCUGUCCUUCAAGAGGUUUUUAUUUCCUUUGGACUUUGUUUGUACUUAGAAAUCUAUAGCCUUUUUUGUUUCUCAUGAACAUUUUCCGAAAAUAAAUGCCUUUUGUUUUUUA